UCACAGGGUGGGCGGGCGGAAGUAGGGUGGUUGUGCAAGCGUGAACCCAAGUACUGAGCAAAAGUGCAAAAAUAACUGGCAUCUCGUUGCCUCGGUUCGGGCUUUCACAGUCACUCGUUCUCGAUUCAUUCGGUUUUCGGCAAUUAAAUUUCCUGUGUGCAAAUCGAAAAGGUAACCCCGAACCGAGUUCGAACGGUAUAGAAAAGUGAACAAUAUCGUACAAUCUUUAUAUAUAUAGAGUUCAACGGUUAUCACCUUCAGCAGCUGAAGAGCACAGGCAAACCACAAGUAGAAAAAGGCUAGUGGAGAAAAAAAGGAUGUUCUUCGUCGGAUCACGACCUUUUAUCGGCUAGUACCUAGUGAAAGCGAGUUUCAUUUUGGCUGCGAAAGGAAAAUCCAACGUCAGAUGAAAAUUGGAUAAAAGCCGAAAAGGAGAUUACCUGCCUCACUCUCAACGGAGUCAUCAGCCACAGGUCGUUUUGCUGGUGGUUUGUUUGAUUUUGGCGUCGUCACCGAAUACCACGCGUCUAGCUAACAGUCAUCCUUAUAGCGUGUAUAUUGUUUCGUUCGGAAGUAUCGUUCAGGAAAUAUGGAUAAAUGAGUCCUAUACUAACCAACACUACGAAAAAGAAAUGGUUCAAUUUUUCAGGGUUAUAGCCAGGGCGAUGAUAGAAAUUCUCAAGUAACCUCAUCAGCCAUGGAAGAUACACGACGGGCCCGGAAAGAUUUCAUACAAAGGCACGCUGACUCCUGGCCUAGCCGAAACUCACUGCCGGCGAGUCCGAAAAUAAUCAAAACCACCGACGACGACGAUCCCGCGACCAAUCGCAGUGCUGUGUUCGAUUAUUGCCAACUAUCAUCGCAAGCAUCGUCCACUGCUCAGUACGAGUAUGAUGCCAUCAGCCCUAGGUUUGAACGUAAGCGCUUCGAAUACUGCUAUCCCAAUGUGUCCAAAGAAGACUGCAGCAACAGCAUAUCAAAGGAUAAUCAUGAUCUAGAUCGUAAGAAAAAUCGAGUUUAUCCGAGCAAAACGCCGGACAAUUCCUUAGAAAAUGAACCAAUCCUCGCUGAAUCGAACGCAGGUUCCAGUUCACCGGCCCCCAGUAGCUCAAGGGCGAAAUCGCCCAAUCACUCACCUCGUCCCACACGCCGCCAGCUCAACAGCGAGAUCAAUAUCACGUCCAAUCCCGGCUAUCAGGUGCUGCGGAACUCCCACUCUACACUGGAUCGCACAUGUUCGGAUAGCGUGGUGUCGCUCAAUUGCCGCAAAUCAACCAGUGACCUAACGCAGACCACCGAUGCCAAUGCGGUCGGACUGGGCGCGGUCGGGCGGAAGGGGCGUCGGAGAAGCAGUCACAAGGGUGGCCUUGCCUAUCUGGCCAGCAGGAGAAGCUCCCGGGAGUCGAUAAAAAGUGCCGCUUCGAACACGUCCGUGUUUUCCAACGAGGACAUCGGUCCGUUGGCCUUUCAAGCAUCCGCUCGUGGGAGGCAAAGGCGGACGUCAAACUUUCUGGAGCUGCCCAUUCCUGAUCAUGCGAGGCCUCGCGUUUGUUCUUUGCCUGAGCGUCCCUACAAUCCAAGACAGAGUGACGAUCUGUACCGGUUGAGACAUUUUUCCAUUAGCAAAGGAACGGUGGUCAACUGCGGGGAUUCGAUGAUCUCGCGCCGUUCGAGGAGCAAUACCAGUGUGAAUUCUACUGCGAGUCGCGCCAGUGAACGUUCGCCCUUUGAAGGUUCCUGCUGUGGGGGUGGUUACGCUACGGUGGAUUCGCUUCCCUCAUCCCCGGCCGCCGAUGAAGAUGACAGUGAACCGAUCCCCACGAGGUACCGCGUGGUGAUGCUUGGCGACUCCGGCGUUGGCAAAACCGCUCUCGUUUCCCAGUUCAUGACGUCCGAGUACAUGCACACAUACGACGCCAGUUUGGACGAUGAGUUUGGCGAGAAAACCGUUAGCGUCCUGCUCGAUGGUGAAGAGUCCGAGAUGAUUUUCAUCGAUCACCCGAAUGUGGAGAUGAGUGUGGAGAACUCGUUAUCAACAUAUGAACCUCAUUGCUGCAUCGUCGUCUACUCGAUCGUGGAUCGAAACUCGUUCCGCGUCGCGGAAGAGAUCCUCAACUAUUUGUGGUCGGAGAACUACACCAAGGAAAAGGCGGUCAUCAUCGCGGCCAACAAGUCCGAUCUGGCCCGCUCCCGGGUGAUCAACACAUCAGAGGGAAAACAGUUAGCCACCUCGCGGGAAGCGAAAUUUAUCGAGACAUCCAGUGGAAUUCAGCACAACGUGGACGAACUGCUGGUGGGUGUAGUGAAACAGAUUCGACUCAAGGAGCUACGCGAAAAGCGAUCCAGUGCCACCAAUCUGCGGAACUCACGUACCCAGAUGUCACUUCACAUUGCCAAGGAAAUUUUGCACAAAAUCUGUCUUACCGACAUCACCAAGUCAAAAAGUUGCGAAAAUUUGCACGUUCUUUAAAUCUAAAAGUAAACAACUGAUUAAAUUACCCACCACCCCCCGCCUCACUAACUAGCUCAAUGAAGUCAAAUUGAAGAGCUUUUGUUUGUUACGGUCGAUUGAAACAAUCAUGCAGGUAAUUUUUAUCAGCCAGCCUUACCCUAGUUAUAGGAGGCUUAUAAACACGCAAGUCUAAAAAUUGAGGGUGAUAAAAAAAAGUCGUAAACCGACAUCUAUUCCAAAGAAACGUUGUGUAGAGAUAGAAAUGCAAGAGUGUUUAACAACGUGAUCUAAGUAACCAUAAGUAGCGAAUAGCAUAAAACAUCACUCGAUAAAAUGAAAGUCCCGUAUUUUACCACAAAAAACAUUACUGCUCAAUGAGACACAAACCGCACCUGUUACCCCACCCGUCCUCUUUUCGGUUCGAGAGUGUUGAAAAUGCGGCGAAAACACAAAACCAUUGAAAAAAUAACCCGGCACCUUUUCCCACCCGGUUCGCGCUGACUGGUGUGACAGAUGUGUGCCAAACUUGACCUCAUAUCACGUUUUACACUUGGUCCUCUCGGUCGCCAUUACCGGAAUAACCUGUUGCCUCGCGCAGUACCUACACGUACGCGAACGUCGUUUAAUCACUAGCGUCGGGUGACGGGGGGUUGGAUUGAUUUUUCUGACAAACAGACGGUUGCUGUUGCUAUGAACUGCCGAAUGAAACAUAAAUUCACGUUAUCAUGAGUAGCUUUCAAAGAUAUGCGCGCAAAAUAUGAUUUUUUUUUAAUUACUGUAACUAUUUCUUAACUGCCAUCGUAGAUAAUCUUUUAGAUGAUUAGUGAAAGCGAACCUAACAUAUCCCUUAUCCCAGGUAACCAAUAAGCACAUUUGGAGGUUAUCAGCCGGCAUUAUGGCAACGCAGGCCCGUGCGCAGAAAACUCUCAAGGGGGGGGUUUGAUUUUUAACGUUUAUUUUAAAAGAAACGUACAGAAAACCUCAAACUUUGAAGAUUUUUUCAGAGGCCUGGACCUAGUCUUGUGAACCAAACGACUCUGCUCAACAAAUUGGGUAAAUGUUUGUUAUCGAGAAGAAGUCAUCAAAAGACACCGCUGCAUAGUGGUCGGAAACCCCAAAAACGCGAACUUAAUUCACUUUAGGCCAAACCAUCGAAUAUAUUCACAGGAUAUCUUUGGACGAAUUGUUCGUAAGAAUAUUCCCCACAACCUGAUAAAAAUUAAAACUAGGCAGGGCUUACUACGAUCAAAUUAAAAAAAAAUGAACUUUUUAUGCUGACUUGGUAGAAAGUUGGUGUCUUCGACAAAGUUUUAGAAAUGCUCGUAAUAAAGAAUUUUGUUGAACUAGUUAAACUUGUAAGAUUUAAUGUUAUCGAUUUGUAAAGCGUUUUCUAUGGCAACACCCUCAAAUUUAGUUUUUUUAAUAUAACUUUUUCCACUGUGACUUUUCGUGCAAACCGUGCUCUAGACAAAUAUGGAGGCAUUAAAACCACAUAAUAUUGUUGAAGACUGUAAGUAAAAAUACCCAAGUAAAAACAUUACAAAAUGAGCUUAAAGCUUCUUACCUUUAUUAUGCGUAGUCCGGACAUUGAAAAUAGUGCCUGCUCGUCCAUUUUGGUUUGCACCUUUCUCUCUUAUACGCAGUUGAACUUGGUGUAAAAAAAAAUUAAAAUUCUUCAAUAACUCUAAAACGAAUGAGUGUUUUUACAAAAGUUGUGCGUGGCGCCGCCGAUUUCAGGUAAAAUUUUUAUAUGCAGUGUUCAACAAUAUUUUUACAUGCAGUCUUCAAAAAUAAUUUAAUUUUUACAUGCAGUCUUCAACAAUAUUGUGUGGUGUUAAUACCUCAACAUUUGUCUGGAAUAUUGUUUGCACGAAAAGUCACAGCGAGAAAAGCUAUAUUAAAUAGCUAAAUUUAAGGGGUUUGCCUUAGAAAACGCUUUAAAAAUCGAUAACAUUAAGCCCUACAAGCUCAAGUUGUUCAACAAAAUUCUUCAUUAUGAGCAUUCCCAAAACUUUGUCGAAGACACCAACGUUCUACCUCGUCAAAAAAAGUUAAUUUUUCUAUUUCAAUAAUAGUAAGCCAUGCCUCAAUUUAAUUUUUAUCAGGCUGUGGGGAAUAUUCUUACGAACAAUUCCUCUAAAGAUACCCUAUGAACAUAUUCAAUAUUUUGGCCUCUAGUGACGUUUUUGGCAUUUCCGACCACUGUGCGUUGAAUGCUGGCUCGUGGUGGAUUCGGAUUGGUUUGUAGUAGUUGUUAAGCCAACCGACUAAAUUUAAACCUCUUGUAUCUCGUAAUCCUCAUCCAUCCGGGGCAACUGUUAAGUACUGCUUUAGUAAGGAUUGUGUUCUUGCUUAUUUUGUUUUGUGUGAAUCGUCCUGUUUUUAUCCAUAGCUACUUUUCCUUACUUGCUGCCAAACCUUCGUGAUAUAUCUCACCUGCUCAUGUCUGCUGCAAAUAUCGCACCCUGUUGAGACAUGAACCGGUCCGGGGGUGUCGACCAUAAGGAUUUACAUCUGUUUACAACCACCUUCGCCGGGUUUCUUAUCCUUCUUGGUGCUAGUCGUUUCUAUUUAUCUGCUAGCUGGUGCUGAGAACUUCUUGGCGGCAGUAUUUCACCCUAUACCGAUGCCCAUUUUCGCGAUGCAUUUCUCUGUCACUCUAACGGAAUAAUCAUCGGCGGUAAAAUUUCUCCAGACAACGAUAUUCCAAUUUUCUCCAACUUCGUGUUUUUCCUCCUUAACUGCCGUUGCUAGCCCUCUGACCGACAUCUGUUGUCUACUCACUACUUUUGCCAAUAUCGAAGCUUGUCGAUACGUUAACCGAUCCUUCAGAGAAGCCGUCCAACUUGACAUACAUUCCUUUCCAGCCACCCUCGCAAAGUUUCGUCCUUAGUUUCUUCAUUGACUUGUUUCUAAAGUGACCGAUCUCAAAUGACAUUUUAUGUGUCCAAACGGUUUGCAGUAUAUUUAUUUUCCUGGACAGGAAGACAAUUAAUUUUUAAAAGUAAUUCAAAACUAUCAUGAAGGGGGUUUGAACCCCCCCCCCCCUCGUGCGCACGGGCCUGUGGCAACGGGUUUCGUCCAUUGCACAGUGAUCCACAACGUAAACUUAAAAGGAAUUGAUUCUUUUCACUAAAACUUUUUGACUUGGCCUUAAAAAAUGUUUGAAAUAGAUAUUAUAGUUUAUAACACGCUCCGUUUUGUAAAAUUAUCAGCUAGGGAGGAUCUAAUUAUAACAAGAUCUUAAAUUGAACUUCUAAACGGUACGAGAUUGAGCUUCACUAACUUCAAUGAUGUUGUAGAAAAAUACAUUUGACGAAUUUCGCGCGAACUCGAACAAAUGUUGGCAGCACCCUCUCAGAUUUUAUUGAAACUUUCUGUACAUGAGAACUUUGUCACAAAAAGCCACUUUGCAUACGGGUCAUUCCACGUAAGAUUUACAACCAAAAUUUUGAUUCCUUCCAAAACUUUUUCUUGAAUUUUUUAGCUAAAAAUAAUUGACACGUAUUUAUUGUUUUGGCUGAAUAUGAUAUUCUUUUCAAUUAAUUAGUUUUUGAACUUUUGAAGUUUAUAAAGUUGAACAUUUUUCAAUCACUGAUAACUCGGAAACGAGUCGAUAUAUGAAAAAAUAGAUAAAAAAGUUGCGUUUUCAAAUAAGCUUAUUGAAAAAAAUACACAAAAAUUAUUUUUUGUUAUAUACCUUAUGAAGUUUGCAAUUAUUUGAAACUAAUUGAAUUUUUUAAUG
Molecule: messenger RNA, 6197 nt
Organism: Topomyia yanbarensis
Lineage: Eukaryota; Metazoa; Arthropoda; Insecta; Diptera; Culicidae
Gene: Rgk2
Exons: 13
Coding region: 698-2470 (590 amino acids)
Cellular component (GO): plasma membrane
Molecular function (GO): GTPase activity; GTP binding; calcium channel regulator activity
Source: RefSeq, a predicted model, not a curated record